Messenger RNA from Arabidopsis lyrata subsp. lyrata, 1803 nucleotides. RefSeq names its product putative glucose-6-phosphate 1-epimerase. Lineage: Eukaryota; Viridiplantae; Streptophyta; Magnoliopsida; Brassicales; Brassicaceae. The record is from RefSeq and is a predicted model, not a curated record. Gene Ontology annotation, biological process: carbohydrate metabolic process. Bases 617 to 1537 code for a protein of 306 amino acids. Gene Ontology annotation, molecular function: carbohydrate binding; isomerase activity. The transcript has 7 exons.
UUGAAUCGUUGCAAUUUUUCUACAUAUUGCCCAAUUUUUUUGACUUGUGUCUUUAAAAAUAUCUUCGUUCUGUUUCCUCAUACUUCAGAUUCCUCUUCCGGGCCAAAAAAACAAAGUUGUGUUUUUGCUUUCUGGGUUCUUGAUUUCAAUACGUAAUUUUCAUCUGGGCAUCUGUUAAUUCUCCUUCUAAUCCCAGCUUAUCGUUAACCUUAAUUUCCCCGGGGAAAGCUUGUGUUUGAUAUAUUUGGUUGGACCAAUUUAAGUUAAGUGAAUAUCAAAAUCUCCAAAGAUCUUUCCAUUUUCAAUCUCAACCUCUGUCUUAAUCCUGAUUUUCACUUUAUCCUCUCUUUUUUUUUUUUGCAACAUUAGAGUUUUGUGUGUUGCAGCUUUAUUCGGUGUGUAAGAAAAAGACUUAUAAGCAGUUGAAGUGGUGGUUGAGGGUUCGGUUUCGUUUCCACGAGAUUACUUUGGGUUUCUUGUUGCUCUUUCCACAAGAAAGUGUUGUUGUUUUCUUCUUCUUCUUCUUGUGAUUUCUUCGCCUAAUUUUUUUUUUCUGGAUUUAAAUACUCGAGAAAUCAAGGUGAAAAAUUAUCCAAGUCUCUGAAUCUGUGUUUUAAUGGAACCAUCAUCUGGAGUCGGUCCUGAAAAGAGACCAACCGUUGACUUGGUCAAGGAUAAAAAUGGAACCGAUCAGAUUCUUCUUCAGAAUCCUAAAGGCGCUUCUGUCAAGAUUAGUUUACAUGGAGGACAAGUUCUUUCUUGGAAGACUGAGAAGGGUGAUGAAUUGUUAUUCACCAGCACCAAGGCCAACUUGAAGCCUCCCCAUCCGGUACGAGGAGGAAUCCCUAUAUGCUUUCCUCAGUUUGGAACUCGGGGAUCACUUGAGCAACACGGUUUUGCAAGAAACAAGAUAUGGCUUGUGGAAAACAAUCCACCCGCUUUACCUUCAUUUGACCCUACCGGCAAAGCCUUUGUCGAUUUGGUACUUAAGUCAUCUGAUGAAGACACGAUGAGGAUCUGGCCUUACAGCUUUGAGUUUCAUCUUAGAGUCUCAUUGGCGUUAGAUGGAAACCUAACACUGAUAUCACGAGUCAGAAACAUCAAUUCAAAGCCUUUUAGCUUUUCCAUUGCUUACCACACUUACUUCUCCAUUUCCGAUAUUAGUGAAGUUAGACUUGAAGGGCUGGAAACUCUUGACUAUCUUGAUAACUUGCACGAUAGAGAGCGGUUCACGGAGCAAGGCGAUGCAUUAACCUUUGAAUCCGAGAUCGAUAGAGUGUACCUAAAUUCUAAAGACGUGGUUGCUGUUUUCGACCAUGAAAGAAAACGCACAUUCCUCAUCAGGAAAGAAGGUCUACCUGAUGUCGUGGUAUGGAAUCCAUGGGAGAAGAAAGCGAGAGCAUUGACGGAUUUGGGAGAUGAUGAGUAUAAACACAUGUUGUGUGUUGAUGGAGCAGCCAUUGAGAAACCUAUCACUUUGAAACCGGGUGAAGAAUGGACCGGUAAAUUAAACCUUUCGCUUGUUCUUUCCACCUGAAAAACCGGUACCGGUUAUCUCAAACCGAUUCUUCUCUGCGUCUUUCAUUAUCUUGUGGGCUAUUUUUUUUGUAUAGUCUAUAGAACAUCACAGUGUGUGUGAUUUCUUCGGUAUUAAAAAUCCGAAAUAUUAAAAGGAAACCUGAGAUUUGAAAAGGUCACCCAUUUUUAGGAAGUGACUAGAUCCUGGUUUUGAUUUAACUUGUGUAUGAAGAUAAUGUUAUACUAUUUACUAUUAAAUGAAAUUUGUAUUUAUUUUAAUUUUUA